AUGUCAUCGAAACCGAUUUGUGACCGUGUUAACACAUAUGCUAACAGAACUAUUGGUAUACCGGGAUAUGAAGGGAUACCUCACAAUUUACUGAUCAAUGUUGUUGGUUGGGUGGUUUUAAUGUUUGGAUUUUCAUUGCUAAGGAAACUUGCAUGGGACUAUGGACGUAUGGCUAUGGUUCAACCGAAGAAGAAUAGAUGGACCACACUGUUCUACGCAGAUGUACAGAGACGUGUUAGUGAAACUGGUUCAGUUGAAAGUUUAGAACAAAAUAUACCCAUGAAUGAUCCUGGCUAUUUCUCAUGGAUAAUCAGCUAUUUUAAACUGACGUCUGAUGAUCUACAGUCUAAGGCUGGAAGUGAUGCUGUUCAGUACUUGAGAUUUCAUACCUACUUAAUCAUUUAUACUGCAAUAACUACAGUUUUAUGCUUAGUGGUCAUUCUCCCGGUGAAUAUACACGGCACACUAAAAUCUCCUGACUUACAACAGUUCGGUGUAACAACAAUAUCAAAUAUAUCCAGUAAUUCUUCCAGUCUAUGGGUUCACACAAUAUUUGCUAUUGGAUUUUUUCUCUUGGCAUUUUUUCUAAUGCAACAUUUCUCCAGGCAGUUUCGUCGGGAAUCGAAUCGAACAUUAAAUUUUUCAGAUAAGACACUAAUGAUUUGGGGGAUAUCAAGAACCAAUAUUUCUCGAGCACUCAUUCUAAGGCAUUUUGCUGAACUUUACCCUGACUGUCCUGUUGAAGAUGUGCAAAUUUGCUAUGAUAUACGUAAAUUGAUAAAACUUGAAAAUGAAAGAGAUAGUCUUCGAACUGCAUUGAAAUAUUCUAUAGAAAGUUAUGAACAAAAAGGUCGACGUCCACUGAUCAUUCCACGGUGUUGUGGUUGGAUGUGUAAAAAGUGUUAUAAAAAUAAUUUUUGUCGUGAUUGUUGUUGGCGUGAAACAUAUACUGAACAAAGUCCAGAAUUUGCCUAUCCUUCAGAUGAUAGUCCAAUCCCAUGGUCAGAGACAGCAGACACUACUAGUAUUCAUAAUAACAGUAAUAAUAAUAAGUAUAAUAGAACAAUAGCCUUGACAAAUAGUUGUUCAUGUUGUUGUGCAUGCACACCAGCAGUGGAUGCAAUCGAUUAUUAUGAAAGCAGAAAUCAUUAUAUUCAAGAAGAAAUCGAUAAGGAGUAUGAUAUUGCUUUUAAAACACCUAUUGGUAUAGCAUUUGUAACUUUCUCAACAAGAUAUGCUGCUGCACGUGUGUGCAAGGAUUAUCGAGAUACAUGUAAACGUUUAAUGAAUCGUUUAACGUCUAGUGUGAGUAAGGAGUUAAGAAGUCAUACAUGGUCUGUGGAUUUUGCACCAACGCCUAGUAACAUCAUUUGGGGGAAUUUAUCUGUCACUCGAACUGUUUGGUGGUGUCGAGCUAUCAUUAUUAACCUAUGCGUCUUCUUUGUGGUAUUCUUUCUGACUACACCUACAUACGUAUUGAAUUUGGUUAAUACACUGCAUUUAACUGAACGUCUACAGAUUAACAAUCCUUUGCUGAAUCAAUUUAUACCGUCAAUUAUCCUCUGGUCAGUGUCUGCUUUAUUACCGUACAUUGUCUUCAAUUCUGAUCGUAUUGUUGGUCAUUGGACAAAAUCAUGUCUACAUUUAACUGUUAUGACCAAAACAUUCACCUUACUGAUUCUAAUGAUUUUGAUACUCCCAUCGCUUGGUUUGACAUCAAUACCUGCUCUACUUCAAUGGCUUUUUCCCGAAAUGCGUAUCAUACCGUUAGUCCCAUCGAAUGAUGAUAAUACCACUGUAGUGGAUUCAACUACUACUACUGCUACUACUACUACUACUACCACUACUGCGACUAUUACCAUUGCUGCUAUGAAUGCUACUACUACUACUACUACUACUCCUACUAUUACUACCACUACAACGCCUUCUUCACUUGAAUUUGAAAAUACCACAAGUCCAUUUAUCCCAUUGGGGCCACAAUCUUUUCAAUGGGAAUGUGUUUUUAUGCCAGAUAAUGGUGCUUUCUUCGUGAAUUAUGUUAUCACUGCAGCAUUUAUUGGUACAGCAUUAGAAUUAGUUCGUUUCUCUGAAUUAAUUAAUUAUGCCUGUCGAUUAAUGUGUGUUAAAUCAGGUGCUGAAAAAGGCGGUGUACGAAAGGCUAGUCAAUUUGAAUUUGAAUUCGGCUUAUUCUAUGCUUGGAGUUUAUGUGUAUUCGCAGUGAUAUGCGCCUACAGUAUACUUUGUCCAUUGAUUACACCAUUCGGUUUAAUAUAUCUAAUCAUGAAGUAUUUUGUUGAACGUUAUAACCUGUACUAUGCCUAUCUACCUAGUCGUAUUGAUUCACACAUUCAUUGGCUUGCAAUCAGUUGUAUGCUGGCGUCUGUUUUCCUACUACAAUUGAAUAUAUUCAUGUUUAUUGUACUGCGUGCAGAUACUGUCAGUCAUGCUUUAGUGUUGUGUUCACUUUUGGGAUUGAUAUUCUCAGCAUUAUUAUUAAUAUUUACAAUUAUUACUGGAUGGGUAUUAGCUGGAAAUACUUCAGCGCGUAAAUAUCUCCUACGACAUGCAAAUCAUAUACCUGUUAAUGAAGAUGUAUUCGAUGAUCAACAGAGUCAAUUUACGCGGUCGAGUAGUUUGAAUUCUAAGAAACAAUUCAAAAAUCAUAUGCCGAACACAAUGGAUGAUCAAAACUCUAUCACAGAUCAUAAUGAUGCAUCAAUACGUGUCGGUGUGCAUGCUUUUGAUCAGAUUACAUCACGAUUAGACGCUGAAGUACAACAACAACAACAACAACCGACAAAUAUCGAUUUAACCAGUGGUCCUAGUUCUAUGCAAAUACUUAGUCGACAAGAUCUGCGUAGAAAUUCAUGCCUUGAAAGAUCAUAUUUCAAUGUAGACAAUGAAUUAUUGGUAAAUCCACAAUUUGUUGCUCCAGUCCUAUUGAAUAUACAUCAACGCGUCACUGCAUCUCGUCGGCCUAGUGCAUUUUCUGUCACCAGUUGUGUACACGAGAAUCAUCCAGAUAAUCAAGUCGAUUUUGGAGGUGAUCAUAAUCUUCAACGUGGAUAGAUAACACUCCUGUCCUUGUCAGUACUGAACCGGUCGUGUAUUUCUGUCAUGCCUUUCUAUCUGUCUUUUAAUUUUUUCCCUUUGUAUAUUAUUCAUUAUUACUAUUUCUAUCAUCGGCGUUUCUAGUUCUAUCCAUCGCACAAAAAUGUGGAUUUAUUCUCUUUUGCUGUGAUUAAUGUCUGAUAUAUAUUCAGAAAUUCUGUGAAUAUUUGCCUACCUCUUCGACGUCUUCGUCUUCUUCUUCUCAUUUGUUAUCGUUUCUCUCCUUCGUAUAUCCUUUCUCUUCUUCUUCAACGCAUAUUCUCUUUUGUAUCCGCGCCUUACCCACAGCAACACUUCGACAAAUCGAUUAUUGCCUUUUACUUGCCUAAUCAAGUCAAAUAACCAAAUGUAUUGUAGUACUUGCCACUUUUGUUGUUGAUACUGAAGUAUAUACUUCUGCAUAGUCUAUUAUCCUCUGUCUGUGUGUUUGUCUGUCUGUCUGUCUAUCUCUACCGCUCUCUCUCCUUGAUGUCUAUGCGCGUUUACCCUCUUUUUUAAAAUAAAAUAAGAGCGAUGUUUGUCAAGUGUCCAAUUAGCAUUGAACAUUGACUACAUAUUAUGUGUUUCAUCAUUCGUUGUCUACAGCAUGCACCUAUCGCUUGUGUAAUUAUUAUUACUGUUACUGUUACUAUUUGUCGUACUAUUUCUUUUUCUCGUCAAAACAUUUCAACUAUUUUUCUAUAUUUAAUUAUAUGAUGUUUCUUAUUGUCUAAAUAGCUAGACAAUUUUGUUUAAAUCACGAAAUUUUUGUUUAACAUUAUAUCUUCUAUGCUUUUUUGUACUAAGGGUUAUGCUGUUGGUCAUUUUGUGUCUGUUUGUGUGUAUGUGUGUGUUGAUAGAACUGCAGUCAUUGUUGUAACCCCAGCAUCGUAAAACAACCUUGAUAAUGUCAUCAUCAUCACCUUGUUGUUUCCUUAUGCAUUGUUUAUUUAUUAUUGUUUUGAAUGUAGCGGGUUAAUUUUUUUCAAUGUACAAUGUUUGCUGCACAUAGGGUUCAAUGUUCGAGUUGAACGAUGUUCGCGUGUGUGCGUGUGUGUGUUUAGAUAAAUUGUCACAUGUUUGCUUACCUUUAAAUGCUCUUUGCCAUUUCUGGUGUGUGUGUGUGUGUGUGCGUGUACUUGUGUAUUUAUGAUUGUGAUUGUUAUUAUCUAUCAUAGAGAUUCAUAGAGUUACCUUUUUCUACUGUAAGAGAUUGAAUAUAUAUAUAUUGAAAAUCAGUGAAUAAGAGAAUUAUUGUGCUUACUA
Molecule: messenger RNA, 4356 nt
Organism: Trichobilharzia szidati
Lineage: Eukaryota; Metazoa; Platyhelminthes; Trematoda; Strigeidida; Schistosomatidae
Source: the annotation of a GenBank genome assembly